GGGUGAGAUCAUUGUUUUUCAUUACAUGUGUGUAGUAAAAACUUAACAUUGUGAAACAUGUUCUAAUAAGUGUCUUCCAAGUUUGUUCAAAUAAAAGCCCUGGGGUUUAAACUAGCCCCGCUCCGGGGGCCUAUAUACAGGUGAGCGACCUCAGGACCAUCAUGGCCCUCUUGUUUUCUUCUUUUAGACUGUGCGGCUCAUGCCACAAAGAACUGGCAUUGUUGCCACAGUGAUAGAGUCAAAUAUAAUAGCUUCAAAUGGUUACAUUAAUGUUAUAGACAAGGUUUUAGAGCCAGUUGAAGCAAUGUUACCCGAGGAUUAUCCUGAUCUGGAAACUUUCUUCAGUAAUCACUCAGAAUACAGCAUAUUUGCUGGGUGGCUUAAGGACAAGAAUUUGACAGACAAAAUGGAGAAUUUUAUGAAUUCAUACACAUUAUUCGUCCCAAGCAAUGAGGUUGCGAAAACAAUUAACAGAACAGUGACAACAGACUAUCUGCGCUUCUACAUUGCACCUAAGAUUCUAAUGAUGGCAUCUUGGGGUGAUAACAUGGAUAAUACUAUAGUGACUGACCUUGGGUACGAUCAUCAGCUUGUCACUGAAGUGAAAGGAUGGAAUAAGUAUACUGUAAAUGAUGUGCCAGUAGUGAAAGCUGACAUGUUUACAUAUGGUGGGAUAGUUAAUGAGAUUGGGGGCCUUCUUCAUCCGGUACUGCAUGAAUGUGACGAGAAAAAUACCACUGUGAACUUUGGUCCAUGUACAGUGUGUAGUCAGGGAUCUGUUUAUCCAUGUUUAGGGGGUGACGUCCCAGUACCAGGGAAAGGACCAUUUGACUGUAUGUAUACAGAACACUACCGGAAUUUUUACGGUCUUUACGAUACACUUCCCAAGAGGAAAGGUUGCCAAGGACUAUGUUUGAAACAGAACAUUAUUAAAGGUUGCUGCUCAGGAUACUUUGGGAAAGAUUGUCAGGAGUGCCCAAGCGGUCCCGAGUUCCCUUGUAAUGGACAUGGUGUAUGUAAUGAUGGUAUUUAUGGUGACGGCACCUGUAAGUGUGACCCUAAGUUCCAAGGUGAACAGUGUGAUACCUGUUUAGAAGGUUGGACUGGUGAAAAUUGUGACAUUGAUAUGACAAGUUGUAGUUACAAAAAUGGUGGCUGCCAUUCACAUGCCGAUUGUUACAAGGCCAGUAAAAUAACAUGUACAUGCUGGCCUGGUUUCCGUGGUGAUGGGUAUAACUGUAGUGGACUGUGUGACAUUGAUAACGGUGGUUGCCAUAGAAAUGCAACCUGUCAGUAUAUUAGGAGAGACAACAUUAAAUGUGAGUGUAAGGAAGGUUUAGUUGGUAACGGAAGAACAAAUUGUAACAGUGACAUUGUGUCAUCUCUUGUCAACAUAGAACAGACUACAUGGUUCCGCAAGAGCCUUUUGAGAAUGACAAAUAAGACGUUGCUAAGUAAUCUAAAAUCUUCCUACUCUACUGACCAGUUCACAUUGUUUGUGCCAAUUGAUAAAGGCAUGGAGAUGAAG
Molecule: messenger RNA, 1528 nt
Organism: Ruditapes philippinarum (Manila clam)
Lineage: Eukaryota; Metazoa; Mollusca; Bivalvia; Venerida; Veneridae
Product: stabilin-2-like
Source: RefSeq, a predicted model, not a curated record